This is a messenger RNA of Rubroshorea leprosula, 1162 nucleotides long. The record is from the annotation of a GenBank genome assembly. Lineage: Eukaryota; Viridiplantae; Streptophyta; Magnoliopsida; Malvales; Dipterocarpaceae.
AAGCUGUUAGCAAAGUAUAAGAUUCUUGCAAUCUAUAAGAUUCUUGCAAAGCUGUUAGCAAAUUGCCUCAGGAAAGUACUUGACAAGAUCAUAGGGGAGCAGCAGAUGGCGUUUAUAGAAGGCAGACAGCUGAUGGAUGGAGUGGUGAUUGCAAACGAGGUAAUAGACGAAGCGAAAAGGAGGAGAAUAAAGAGCUUUUUAUUCAAAGUUGACUUUGAAAAAGCUUAUGACAAGGUGAGCUGGGAUUUUGUUGAUUAUAUGCUAAUGAAGACGGGAUUCACAGUUAAGUGGAGAAAGUGGAUAAGGGAAUGCUUGCAAUCGAUGGAGAAAAACUUGUUCAAAGGGGUGAGGAUCGGUAACGGAAGCAUAGCAGUAUCUCAUCUCCAGUUCGUUGAUGAUACAUUAUUUUUUGGGGAGGCUUCGGAAGAAAACAUACAGGUAAUCAAAUGCAUUUUGAGGACUUUCGAACUUGCUUCGAGGUCGAAAAUCAACUUUGGAAAAAGUCAGAUAAUGGAGAUUAGAACCGAUGAGGGCUGGAAGGAGAGAAUGGCUUGUAGACUGUGCUGCAAAGAAGGAGAUCUACCUUUCAAGUAUCUGGGAAUACUAGUAGGAGGGAAUCACAGAAAGUUAGCAUUGUGGAAGCCACUGUUGGAAUCUUUUAAGAAGAAAUUAGCUAGCUGGAAAGGCCAAAAUUUAUCCCUAGGAGGUCGGAUCACGCUCUUAAACUCUGUGUUGUCCAGUUUACCUGUGCAUCUAAUGUCGGCUUACAAAAUCCCCAAAGGUACUCUAUAUUCCUUAGAUAAAAUACGUAGGAAUUUUUUAUGGGGAGGGUUGGGGGAGGAGAAAAAAAUUAAAUGGGUUAGUUGGGAGAGGGUGUGUAGGAAGAAGGAGUUUGGAGGCCUGGGAGUGAAAGACCUAAGAAAGUUUAAUUUGGCGUUGAUGGGAAAAUGGUGGGGACGGUUAGUGAAAGGGGAAGAGGGGCUUUGGUGGAAAGUUAUAAAGGGAAAAUAUGGAGAUAACGGAGGACAGUGGAUGGACUAGGUGAGAGAUGGAAGAGGAGUAGGAUCACUUUGGUGGAGAGACCUACAAAGUCUCAAUGUGGGGGAGGACGGGAAUGAGGGAUGGUUGACGGAGGGAUUUAGAAUGAAGAUAGGUGAAGGGA